Messenger RNA from Blumeria graminis f. sp. triticale, 333 nucleotides. NCBI's taxonomy places the organism in Eukaryota, Fungi, Ascomycota, Leotiomycetes, Helotiales, Erysiphaceae. The record is from the annotation of a GenBank genome assembly.
AUGUCGCGACAUCAUCCUGAUCUCGUUAUGUGUCGGAAACAAUCGGGAAUUUCUAUCGGACGGCUGUGUGAUAAGUGCGAUGGAAAAUGUCCUGUAUGUGAUUCAUACGUCAGACCGACAACUUUGGUUCGCAUAUGUGAUGAGUGUUCCUUUGGAAAUUAUCAAAACAAAUGUGUUGUCUGUGGCGGAGAGGGCAUAAGUGAUGCCUUUUACUGUUUUGAGUGUACACGACUUGAAAAAGACCGUGAUGGGUGUCCCAAAAUUAUAAAUCUGGGUAGUUCACGGACAGAUUUGUUUUACCAAAAAAAGAAUUUCAGAAAUCACUAUCAAUAG